Aspergillus terreus NIH2624 is the source of this 1401-nucleotide messenger RNA. RefSeq lists its product as uncharacterized. Bases 1 to 1401 code for a protein of 466 amino acids. The record is from RefSeq and is a predicted model, not a curated record. The transcript has 3 exons. Lineage: Eukaryota; Fungi; Ascomycota; Eurotiomycetes; Eurotiales; Aspergillaceae.
AUGCCAAUGGAGACGAGCCUGAAGCUUCUGGCAAGCGAAGCUGCGACUCUGAGAUACAUAAAAUCUCAUAGUGAUAUUCCAAUUCCCGAAGUGUACCAUUAUUGUGAUACCGCGGACAACGAUGUUGGCAUCCCGUACAUUCUGAUGAGCGAAGCACCCGGCGGGCCUCUUUCAGAGUCUUGGAAGUCCCCUGGUUCUUACCUGCCAGACUUAGCCACCGAUAAGAAAGCCAAAGUUCUGUCACAACUAGGCGCUAUCACAUGGGAGCUCUCACAGCUUCGAUUUGAUAAGAUUGGCUCUCUCUUUGAAGAAGGCGGAGAUUUUAAGGUCGAAGAGUGUCUCUCUCGUGGACAUGUCCUAGACCAACGUUCCAGCUUGGAGGAAGUGCCACGAGGGCCCUUUACUUCUGCAGCAUCUUUUUACGAUAGCCUCAUCUCCGCGUUUAUACAACAUGCAGAAUCCUUGCAACUGUCACAUCAUUGCUUCGUGGCACCUAUUCCUUCAACUGACGCGUAUCAGACUCUCGAUGACUACAGGAUGGCAGUUGACCUCUGGAACGACUUCGUGGCCAUAGGUGAUAAGAUCGAUUCGUCAGAUAACAGACUGGAUUACAUUGUCGCCGGUGACGCCCUUCGCAAUAUCGUACCGCGGCUUACACGUCCGCCAUUCACGCCGAACUUCCCUCUAUGUCAUGGGGACUUGAGUGUCAACAAUAUUUACGUGGAUGAUGACUUUAACAUCACCUGUAUAAUUGACUGGGCGUUUACUUCGUCUGUUCCAGAAUCGAUGUUGUUCGUACCACCAGGUUUACCACAAUCCCGAAACGAAGUUAGCCCCGAAUUGUAUGUUGCGUUCAUUGAAGGGUUUAUCACAGCGGUCUUGGGCUCACCUAGCAGUGCCUUGCGUGACGAAUAUCGCAAAUCAUUGGAACGGUGUAAACCUUUCUGGAGCCUAACUCGACUCAUCAAUUUAGACUGUACCGGAGACUAUCACCUCUUUGCCACUGUCUGGGACGCAGCAUACGGCGGUGAGAAAAACAUCGGCGCGCAUUUUGAACAGCAGCGUUCGUCGACUCAUUACGUUCAAGUCUACGACGAAAUCAAACUGGAAGACCGGCCUGCUUCGAAGGUCGAAAGGGACGAACUAAGCUAUUUCCAAGACAAAGCUCUGAGGAAAACAAUGGCGAAGAAGCUAACACUUCUUUCGCAAUGGAAAAGACAAUAUAGCUCGGUCCAUCCGCCAACCGUCCGAAACGAUAUGUUUGUCGCAGAUGAUAGAUUGUGGAAGUGGCUCAUGCAAUGGAUGCAGGAACGGGGUGAUUUGUAUGAAUUUGAGGUUACCAAGGACCAUGUAGCCAUUGGCGGGGAGACCCACGACAAAGAAACCGGCUCAUUAGGCUGA